Molecule: messenger RNA, 3413 nt
Organism: Neolamprologus brichardi
Lineage: Eukaryota; Metazoa; Chordata; Actinopteri; Cichliformes; Cichlidae
Source: RefSeq, a predicted model, not a curated record
ACUUUACGACCCUCCCUCGUUUGGAAGAAACUGCUCUCGUUAUUUUUUCUCUCUCUCACUUGUGAAUGUUUAUCCGGCUUGAAGAUUUUUCUAAGUGUAUGGGCUCUAAAGCAAACGCCGUUUUUCUUCACAGUUUCGUCCUCGGAAGUCGCUUUUUAGGUGAAAUAUUUCAGCUGCAGAGAGUCUGCGUGUUCCUGGAUGCCAAGGACCAUGCCGACCCUGCAGAGCUCUGCCGUCCUGCUGCUUUUUAGCAUCCUGAUUGGACUGAGCUGCUCUCUGGACCCAAGAGACCCCAAUGUGUGCAGCACGUGGGAGAGCUUCACCACCUCGGUAAAGGAGUCCUACUUGCAUCCUUAUGACCAAGUGGGAGAGGAGCCCUGCUGGGAUCCACGGACUUCCUACAAAUGCAUGCGCCACAGGAUCACCUACAAAACAGCCUACAGGCAGGCGGUGAAGACUGAUUACCGCAAGAGAUACCAGUGCUGUCCAGGCUACUACGAGAGUCGAGGCAGAUGUGUCCCUCGCUGCACUAAGGAGUGCGUCCAUGGCCGGUGUGUCGCUCCAGAUCGCUGCCAGUGCGAGGGAGGCUGGCGAGGAGACGACUGCUCCAGCGACUGUGACGAUAAACACUGGGGAGCGAACUGCAAGCAGCAGUGCAAGUGUGAGAACGGAGCUCUCUGCGACCCUGUGAAGGGAUCAUGUCGCUGUCCUCCAGGGUUUAAUGGACGCUACUGCGAAGAGUCGUGUCCAGCAGGCACGUUUGGGAAGCGCUGCCUGCAGAGGUGCAAGUGUGCAACCGGAGGAUCCUGCGAUAAAGCAACGGGAGAGUGCGUUUGUCGGGAUGGAUUCACAGGGACUUACUGUGAGACCUCGUGUAGGAGGAAAUGCCAGGCGCGAUGCCCGUGCCAGAAUGGUGGCAUCUGUAAAGGCAAAGGGAUCUGCGCUUGCCCACCUGGAUGGACGGGUCCAGUCUGUACCGAGCGAUGUCCAGAAGGAAGGUUUGGGCCAAACUGUACUGAGGAGUGUGUUUGCCACAACAACGGAAAAUGUGACGCUGAAACUGGACAGUGUCAGUGUGCUAAAGGUUUCACUGGUCACAGGUGUAAGGAGGAGUGUGCUGCAGGUAGUUACGGACAGGACUGUAAAGGCGUGUGCGACUGUGCUAACGGCGCGCGCUGCUACAACAUCGAUGGAGCCUGUCUGUGCGAGCCGGGCUUCAGCGGUCCGCACUGCAGGGACAGGAUGUGCCCAGACGGCAUAUAUGGCAUGCACUGUGAGCGCACGUGUCUCUGCCAGGACAAACACACACUCAGCUGCCAUCCAAUGAAAGGAGAGUGCACAUGCCAACCGGGCUGGGCGGGACUAUACUGCAAUGAGACCUGCGCUCAUGGUUUCUAUGGUCAUGGCUGCCUGGAGCCGUGUCUUUGUGUGAAUGGAGGGGUGUGUGAUGGCGCCACAGGACGAUGCCAUUGCGCCCCGGGCUUCACGGGGCUUCACUGUGAAAAUCCCUGUAAAAGUGGCACCUAUGGCAAGAACUGCUCCCUGGAGUGCUCCUGUAAGAACUAUGUGGACUGCUCACCGAUUGAUGGAACUUGUUUCUGCAAAGAAGGCUGGCGAGGACCGGACUGCUCCAUCCCCUGCUCCGAAGGAACCUGGGGUCCAGGAUGCAAUGCCACGUGUCACUGUGCCAACGGAGCAAAAUGCAACCCUGCAGAUGGAUCCUGCACCUGCACGGCUGGCUGGCAGGGGGCACGCUGUGACCAACCGUGCCCGGGCUACUUUGGAAAACAGUGCUCUGAAGUGUGUCUUCCCUGUGCCAACAACUCCACGUGCAACCACCGGAACGGUCACUGUGAAUGUUUACCGGGCUGGACCGCUAUCGACUGCUCCAAACCGUGUGAUCCGGGACGUUUCGGCCAGCUCUGUGCUCAGACCUGUUCCUGUCCAGCCAACCUCCUCUGUGACAGAUUUACUGGAGACUGUGUGUGUGAAAACAGAGGCGACGACUGCAAGCAAGACUCCUUUCAGCAGACGGGGAGCGUCAUGAGUCGUCUUAAUCCUGGAGAGAGGGAGUCGUGGGGGGCCAUCGCCGGCAUCGUUGUGCUUGUCAUUUUGGUGGUCCUGCUGCUGGCUCUGCUGCUGCUCUACCGCCGCAGGCAGAAGGAAAAGCAGAACAACACUCCGACUGUCUCCUUCUCCACCAGCCGCACCGUCAACUCUGAAUAUGCCGUUCCAGAUGUUCCUCACAGUUACCACCACUACUACUCCAACCCCAGCUACCACACACUGAGCCAGAACAGGCCUCCGCUGCCACACCUCCCCAACAACCACGAGCGCACCAUCAAGAACACCAACAACCAGCUGUUCUGCAGCGUGAAGAACGCAGAGAGGGAGAGGCGAGGUCUGUUUGGAGUCGAGACCAACGCCACGCUGCCUGCAGACUGGAAACACCACGAGCCUCGCAAAGACUCAGGAGCUUUUGGCAUCGAUCGGAGCUACAGCUACAGCGCCAGCCUCGGAAAAUAUUACAACAAAGAGCUGAAGGAUUCGGCGGCCGUGAGCAGCAGCUCUCUGAACAGCGAGAAUCCGUACGCCACCAUCAAAGACCUGCCCGGGCUGCCCCUGCCCUUCUGCCCCCCGGAGAGCAGCUACAUGGAGAUGAAGUCGGCCGUGCCCAGGGAGCGCGCGUACACCGAGAUCACGCCCCCGCCGCCGUUCCACACGGCCACCUUACGCAGAGAGUGUCAGAGCUCCCACGGCCACACUGCUCAUGAGGACCCACAGAGCCACUACGACCUCCCGGUGAACAGCCACAUCCCGGGACACUACGACCUGCCACCGGUGCGCCGCCCCCCCUCGCCUAGGAGAAGCCCUCAGUGACAGCGUCAGAGCAGCAGAGCAAAUCGUUCCCUUCUGCUCGCUCCGGGGUUGAUGAAGAAACGGCUAAUUUUAUCUCUGAAAAUCAGAGCUGCAGACCACCAACAGAACAGGGGCGAGGAGUCCGUCCUGCCAGACGAACCUUUGUUUACAGUGGAUGCUUUGCUUUCAACUAAACACCGCCCCCUUGUGUGCGCAGAGCGGUACUGGCGUCUCCGUCACAGACCUGUCAUCCAGACUGAGGAGCCAGCAGGCUGUGUGGUGACGCCUGCGGGGCUUCAGCUGCUUUUAACUCCCGAGGGCAAAACCCACCAGAGGAUUUGAUGGCUACAAGCAGCGACUUGGGAAUGUUUGUGUGUUUGAACUCUUGUAAACAUGCUGAAAUAUUUGUUUUCCACACCCUUUGCGUGCUGCUGAUGCAUUUUUAACGGGUCUCUUUUAUCAGAGCUCGAUUUUUCCUUCGUCUCGUCUCCUUUUCAGGGUUUUUAUUUCGAGUUGAAUUUCAGUGCAUUACUUUUUUUUUUUUUUUUAAAGGC